GAGGCGCUCGGAGCGGCCAGGCCGGAGCGGGCGGAGGGAGCGCGGACGCCCGGGGGACGCCCCCAAGAUGACUCAGUUCCUGCCCCCCAACCUCCUGGCCCUGUUUGCCCCCCGGGACCCCAUCCCCUACCUGCCCCCCCUGGAGAAGCUGCCCCAUGAGAAGCAUCACAACCAGCCCUACAGCGGCAUCGCUCCCUACAUCCGCGAGUUCGAGGACCCCCGAGAUGCUCCCCCCCCAACCCGGGCUGAGACGCGGGAGGAGCGCAUGGAGCGCAAGCGUCGCGAGAAGAUCGAGCGAAGGCAGCAGGAGGUGGAGUCUGAGCUCAAGAUGUGGGACCCACACAAUGACCCCAACGCUCAAGGAGAUGCCUUCAAAACCCUCUUUGUGGCCAGAGUGAACUACGACACGACGGAGUCCAAGCUGCGCCGGGAGUUCGAGGUCUACGGCCCCAUCAAGAGGAUCUACAUGGUGUACAACAAGCGCUCUGGCAAGCCCCGCGGCUACGCCUUCAUCGAGUACGAGCACGAGCGGGACAUGCACUCCGCCUACAAGCACGCGGACGGGAAGAAGAUCGACGGCCGCAGGGUGCUGGUGGACGUGGAGAGGGGACGGACGGUGAAGGGCUGGCGGCCUCGGCGCCUCGGUGGUGGCCUCGGGGGUACCAGGCGAGGCGGCGCCGACGUCAACAUCCGGCACUCGGGCAGGGAUGACACCUCCCGAUACGACGAGAGGGACCGGGAGCGGGAGCGGGAACGGGAGCGCCGGGAACGCUCCCGGGAUCGCGACCGGCGCCGGUCCCGCUCCCGGGAGCGCCGCAGACGGACCCGGAGCCGGGAGAAAGAAGAAAGGGACCGGAAACGGGGGGGGAGCCGAGACCGGAGCAAGGAGCGGGACCGGAAACGCCGCAGCCGCUCGCGGGAGCGCAGCAAGCGGGAGCGGGAGCGGGAGCGGGACAAGAAGGAAGACGGCCCCGAAGGCGUGGAUCCGAACGAGGAGCUGGGGAGCGGGGCGGGCAUGGGGGGCGGGGGCAGCGAUUCCGGGGCCCUGGAAAACUUCGGCUCGAAGGAAGGCGACGACAAAAACCGGGACCGGGACCGCGACCGGCGCCGCAGCCACCGCGACCGCGACCGGCGCCGGGACAGGGACAGGGAGCGGGAGAGGAGUGAGAGGGAUCACAAACGGGAGAGGGAGAGGAGGGGAGGGGGGGGAGGUGACGAGAGACCCCCCCCCAAUAUUCCCGAAGGGGGGGGCGGGGGCGGGGCGGGGGGAGCCGCGGGAGACUCCCUGGGUACCGAAUCCGGCUCCGAACUCUUCCUCCAGCCGGAUCCCCUCCAGGCCCCCCACGACGGCUACCUGGGGGCUGAAAAUGGCUACUUGAUGGAGCCCCCACUCGAGUGAGGACCCCCAAAAA
This is a messenger RNA of Dryobates pubescens (Downy woodpecker), 1412 nucleotides long. RefSeq names its product small nuclear ribonucleoprotein U1 subunit 70 (gene SNRNP70). Gene Ontology annotation, cellular component: U2-type prespliceosome; precatalytic spliceosome; U1 snRNP. Bases 68 to 1399 code for a protein of 443 amino acids. Gene Ontology annotation, biological process: mRNA splicing, via spliceosome. The transcript is spliced from 10 exons. Lineage: Eukaryota; Metazoa; Chordata; Aves; Piciformes; Picidae. Gene Ontology annotation, molecular function: mRNA binding; U1 snRNA binding. The record is from RefSeq and is a predicted model, not a curated record.